CGGUGCUGUGUUUCUAUCCAUUUCAACUCCAUCUAUGUGAAUGAUGUAGUGCCUCCGCACGACCUUGGAGGGUUUAGAUGAUCAUGGCUGAAACUGGCGUGGCGACAUCAUCGCUGGAAGGGCACCGCAUCAAAGAUGCUCCAGCAUCGAUGUACUACAUCCCCGACUUCAUCUCAGCGGAGGAAGAGGCCUUCAUACUAUCCAAGAUUCCCGCAAACCGCUGGAUCUCCCUCUCGCAUCGUCGACUCCAAGCACUUCCAGCACGACUAACCGCAUCCAACGUCCUGGUCGCAUCAGCUGGACUUCCGACCUGGCUGGCGAAGCCCGCAGUGGAACGCAUCGAGGCCCUGGGUCUUCUCGCCACCGCUCCACACGGCAUUAACCACUGCUUGAUCAACGAGUACGAGCCCGGCCAAGGAAUCAUGCCACAUGAAGACGGCGCCGCGUAUCAUCCCGUCGUGGCGACUGUGAGUCUAGGCGGGAGCAUUGUGCUUGACGUAGUGGAGAAGACGCGGAACGAGCGCGAGAAAGACGAACGACAGGCCUGGCGCAUUCUGCAGGAGCCGAGAUCGCUGCUCAUCACUACGGGCUCGGCCUAUACCGACACUUUACACGGCAUUGCGGAGGUGAAGGAAGAUGUCGAUCUGGACGAAACAACAGUGGCUAACUGGAUGCUGCUGGGCGAUCGGGAGUCGAUUACGGCGUCUGCUGGACGUAACGAGCGCACCACUCGCAUCAGCCUUACAUUUCGAGACGUGCUGAAGGAGUCGAAAGUCGGGUCGAAAAUCUUUGGCAAAACGAAGACGUGAACUGGAAGCGGUAACUAUGCUCACAGGCUAUCG
Molecule: messenger RNA, 842 nt
Organism: Neohortaea acidophila
Lineage: Eukaryota; Fungi; Ascomycota; Dothideomycetes; Mycosphaerellales; Teratosphaeriaceae
Exons: 2
Coding region: 78-809 (243 amino acids)
Source: RefSeq, a predicted model, not a curated record